Molecule: messenger RNA, 1352 nt
Organism: Vespa velutina
Lineage: Eukaryota; Metazoa; Arthropoda; Insecta; Hymenoptera; Vespidae
Product: leucine-rich melanocyte differentiation-associated protein-like
Exons: 5
Coding region: 193-948 (251 amino acids)
Biological process (GO): melanocyte differentiation
Molecular function (GO): protein binding
Source: RefSeq, a predicted model, not a curated record
ACGCUUUUGAAACGGAUUUCUCUUUACGGUGUUGUUAUUGUCGUCGUCGCGUGUCGUCGUCAUUGUCGUCAUAGUCGUCGUCGUGCGUGCGUGCCUGCGUGCGUACGUACGUACGUACGUACGUACGUCUCUAGAACUAAAAUAAUCUCUCGCGUUCAGUUUAUUCUACGGGUACGACGAACGAAGUGUAAGAUGGCGGCAGAAAGGCAACAACAAGAUUUUAAUAGGAGUGCAUUGACGAUCGACGGUGAGCGGGCUUGGUACACCGGACAACGAGCUCAUAAAAUUCCCAAUGGUUUGGUCCAUGUCGUUGGUUGUGAUUGUAUAAGUUUGGAUCUUUCUUACAAUGAAUUAACCUCGGUCACGGCAUUAAAGGAUUUCUCUAAAUUGGAGGAAUUAAUAUUGGACAAUAAUCGGCUACGCGAUUUAAAAACAUUACCUUCUAUGCCAUCUCUAACAACUUUGAGCCUGAAUAACAAUAAGAUAACAAACAUAGACGAUGCCUUAGAAAAGAUACGUGAUUGUUGUCCUAUUAUCGGUUAUGUGAGUCUCUUAGGAAAUCCGGGAUGUCCCGAUCAGUUAACAAAUCCAAAUUCAACAGACGAGAACGAUUACGAACGUUACAGGUUAUAUGCGAUUUAUACAUUACCAUCAACUUUACGGUUUCUCGAUUCACGGGUAAUCACUUUGAAAGAGAGAAACGACGGGAAAAAUCGUGGAAGAUAUUCGAAAACGAUUAAAGCGUUCACAAAUCAAACCAAUGAUAAUUUAAUAAGCUUACCACUUCCAAAUGAAUUUGACGACGCUUAUUUCAAUAUUAGAUAUACGCCAUUGCCAAUAACUAAUCGUACACCACAAGAUCACCGAGGUGCAUUUGGAAAAUGCAAGUAUCGUUAUUCUGGCAAAAAUUCGGAAGGCAACAGAUUUAUCUUCAACAAGGAUCUAUGAAAUCGAAAAUAAAAUAAUGGCAGUUUAUAGUUUAUAAUCGAUAACCCUGUUCUUUAAAAAAUUACACUACACGACAGAAACUAUUCGUGCCUUAAUGCGAAUUGGUAUCUCUUAUUUUUAUUACUAAUACGUAAUAUUUAUCGAAGAUACCCUCUUCUUACAAUCGUUUUAAGUACGAAUACAUCGAUUCAGCCUUUCGAUUUGUUCCAGUAAUCAAUGAUAAAAAAGAAAAGAAAAUAAUUUUAAUAAUAAUAAUAAUAAUAAUAAUAAUAAUAAUAAUAAUAAUAAUAAUAAUAAUAAUAAUAAUAAUAAUAAUAAUACUAAUGAUGAUGAUGAUGAUCGCUGCUGUGCAGCAGAAAUGUUUGUCUUCCACGUCAAAGUAUAACAAAGUUUGAGUAAAUUAA